Molecule: messenger RNA, 1064 nt
Organism: Lepus europaeus (European hare)
Lineage: Eukaryota; Metazoa; Chordata; Mammalia; Lagomorpha; Leporidae
Gene: GON7
Product: GON7 subunit of KEOPS complex
Exons: 2
Coding region: 69-371 (100 amino acids)
Cellular component (GO): EKC/KEOPS complex
Source: RefSeq, a predicted model, not a curated record
GCCGCGGGCUGGUUUCCGCUUCCGGGUCACGCUGCUUUGUGGCGCGCUCUUGAAGCUCCGCGGUCGCCAUGGAGUUGGUGGGAGAGUACGUGGGGCCGGACGGGCAGCCGCAGAGGCUGCGGGCGCCGUGUGAGCUGCCGGGUGACGCCGACCCCCUCGAGGGCCUGCUGGCGGGCGCGGCCCAGAUGAGGGAGCUGGUGUCCGAGCUCUUGGGCCCGCUGGUGCAGCGGGAGACGCGGGACCGCGUGGCGGCGGCCGGAGACGAGGCCUCGGAUGGUGGUGAUGAAGAUGAUGCAGAAGAUGAAAAUAACAUUGAUAACAGCACUAGUUCAGGUGGACCAUCUGCAAAACGACCAAAGCCAUCAUCAUAACAGUAGCUCUUAGGAGGUUUUAAAAACUGCUGCUCUGUCCUCACUGUCCCUGGCCUUUAAGGAAGACUUGUGCUCUACUUGGAAAGGCAUUUGUUUUUCUUUCCCAGGACAUUUUUGCCAAAAAGAAAACUGUUUCUACUGCAGAAAGAUAAAUAAGUGUUUAGAAAUGAAGUUUGUUUUCUCAAGUAAGAAAUAAAAUUCAGGCCAUGGAACAAUAAUAGAUUACUUAAUAAUGUAUAAAACCCUCUAAGUUGGCAACUGAAUUUUUAUUUUGUUUUUAAAACAGCUGUUAAAUUGUGAUGUCUACAUCUUUUAGCUUCUGUUGUAAAAAGUACAGGUCAUGCUUCAUGGGCAGUAACAUUUCAAGGAACUGACGUGGGCUAAGUGAUGCCUGUUGGACAUUAGAUGACAUGCUGUCAGUUUCUUAUAAGUAGAAGGAAAAUAAGAGAAUAAAAAAUACUGACGUGAAAGAAGAGUCUUGAGAGAGCCCCGUGGAAAUUUUGAAUUCACACCUACACCGGUUGUGAAGACAUCCCAAGAUGACCCUAUUCCGUGGACAUGGACCGCUGUUCUGAUGUGUCUUGUAUCUUCAGAGAGACAGAUGGCAUGUGUUUUUGUGCUCUGAUGUGUUAUAUGUACAAGGACAAAUAUAAUGCCUUAAGUAAACAAGUAAACAAUCUGUGUUGACGAUAA